UUUCUCCACAGAUCUGUUGAUAUGUCAUCUUUUCUUUUCUGUCCACUUUAACAACAAGAUUUAGUGGAUGUGAUGAGCAGUUCAGUGCGUCUCUAAGAGGAGGGACUUGGACGUUUCCUUCACACCUCCACCUCCUUCACAACUUGGUUCUCUUAUUGGAGGACUUACAUACAUGAUAUUAGGAGGGAAUCAUCAGCAUACAUGCAUGGAUAGUGAUGAAAACAGCAGCAGAAACAAGACUGAGUUUAAAUUCAGUCAGAAAACACAAGAUGUUGAUCGCCGUCUGCUUCAUAACCUUGAAUGUUAUCAUGGUUUCAGAUUCCUCUCCAAGUAACCAAGUCAAACAGAUUCCAGCCCAGAUGUUCUACAAACCUCAAGAAACAGCCAAAAUAACCUGUUCCCACAGUAUUCAAGACUAUAAUGUAAUCCUUUGGUACAAGACAUCAGCGAACAGACAGCUACAGUUACUGGGAUACAUGUUUGGAGACAGUUUGUCUCUCAGUGACCAAGUCCACCAGAGUCCAGCUGAUAUGUUCAAACAACCAGGAGAAGAAGCCAAAAUCAACUGUUUCCACACCUCUUCAACUUUCGAUCAAAUCCUCUGGUACAAGCAGACAAACAUACAACUUCAGUUACUGGGAUACAUGUAUGUUAGUCCAACUAUAGAGGAUGGAGCAGGUGUGAGGAUAGAAGGCAGUGCAAAGAAAGGUGAAAACUGCACAUUAACAAUUGAAGGACUCAAACUGAGCAGCAGUGCAGUUUACUUCUGUGCUGCUAGAUUACACAGUGUUUGUCUGGGUGUUGAAGUCCACCAAACUCCUCCAGCUCUCAUCGGGAGACCUGGAGACAAAGUCCAGCUCGUCUGCAGCCACAAAAAGACCGAUUUUUAUCUCAUGCAGUGGUACCAGAAAUCCCCCGGAGACCGAGCUCUGAAACGCAUCGGUCAUGUAUUACACAACAACAGAGAAUAUGAAGAGUCUUUCAGAGAAGAUUUUAACAUCACUGGUGAUAUGAGCGGAACGACAGCAAAGAACGGCUCUCUGUUCAUAUACAACCUGAAGGCCCCUGAGCACAGUGCAGUGUAUUACUGUGCAGCCAGUGAUGCACAGUGA
Molecule: messenger RNA, 1112 nt
Organism: Acanthopagrus latus (yellowfin seabream)
Lineage: Eukaryota; Metazoa; Chordata; Actinopteri; Spariformes; Sparidae
Exons: 4
Coding region: 216-1112 (298 amino acids)
Biological process (GO): cell surface receptor signaling pathway
Cellular component (GO): plasma membrane
Source: RefSeq, a predicted model, not a curated record